This is a messenger RNA of Ctenocephalides felis (cat flea), 2722 nucleotides long. Its product is annotated as calpain 11-like. Gene Ontology annotation, molecular function: calcium-dependent cysteine-type endopeptidase activity. Lineage: Eukaryota; Metazoa; Arthropoda; Insecta; Siphonaptera; Pulicidae. Bases 285 to 2633 code for a protein of 782 amino acids. Gene Ontology annotation, cellular component: cytoplasm. The transcript has 16 exons. Gene Ontology annotation, biological process: proteolysis. The record is from RefSeq and is a predicted model, not a curated record.
UGGAUUAGUGACCGCGGCGCGCGUUAGGCCGUUCGUUCUCUCGGCGAUAAUGCUGGAACGGUCAGAGCCGGUGAAUUCGCAUUCGGCAUGUGUGUGUAGAAAUAUAUAAUAUAUAACAACAUAUACGAUAGUGCCUGUGAGAACCACGACCGUGACUGAAACUGGAAACAAACGGUGUGGAACUACACAAUGUUGCAUGUUGGAGUUUGUUGAUAAUCGGCGAUUUGACCGGAUCUUGUUAUGUUAUUUCUUCGCAACUACAAGCAGCUAAAGCACAAGGUGAAAUGUCGCAAAUUCACCACUACAACGGAUAUGCAAAUGGCGGAGUCAGACUUCAAAAUCACUCGGAAAGAGACUUGUCAACAUUAUCCAUGACUCGCUCAAGUACCUUGUAUCGAAACAGCAAUGGGCUUGCUGCGCUUGCGACACCUGUCUCAUUGCACGAAGACGCCCAGUUCCAAAUAUCAGGCAACAAUCGGGCGACGCUGGCGAUGAGAAAGGCCACUGUGUGGAUGCGCCCUCAUGAAUUGUGUGCUCGUCCGAUAUUUCGCACACCUGUUCCACCCGGUAUGGUGCCGCCUGCACGAGAACUGCCUGAUCCUGGUGGGACAGGGGAUCCGAAUUUACUCGGGGCGAUUGGUGUCCUGGCUCAGUUACCUCGCCUACUGGACAGAGUCAUCCCGCCUGGGCAAAGCUUUGAUCCUGCACAAGGCUAUUGUGGAAUGUUUAGAUUCCGUUUCUGGCAAUGGGGUUCGUGGGUGGAGAUAUGUGUGGACGAUCGUCUGGCAUGCAGAUCAGGAAAACCAGCUAGAAUGCACUCAGCUCAACCCGAUGUCUUCUGGGCGGCAUUGCUGGAAAAAGCUUACGCCAAGCUUUAUGGUGGUUAUUCUGCUCUCCGAGCUGGUUCGCUGGGUCGUGCAUUGCAAGAUCUGACGGGAUGUGUUGUGCAGUGUGUUCAACCAGGAGGACCAUUGCUGGCAGGUGCUCUUCCUAGAUCAACACUGCUAGUAGCAACUAUUAACACGGAACGCGACUGCAUUGGUACAACAAGUAGGAAUCGAACGCGUCAGUCGGCUGCACGCUGUGGCUUGUUGACCGAUCAUCCUUACUGUGUAUCAGGACUGGCGCGAGUUCGUGCUGCUGAACCUCCUUCUGCUACGAAUGGCGGUCAUAACAAUGGAUUAAAUGGCAGUUCCACAGCCAGCGCUGCAGCAGCCGCCGGCAAUUACACUGGUUUUCAUCAGCCUGGUCUUUAUGUUUUGGAUGGCGAGCGAUCGGCAACAUUAAGAUCGAACAGCGUAGCUGAGCAUGACACAGCGUUAGUACGAUUGCAAUCACCUUGGGGCCGAGGUAGUUGGUUGGGAGCUUGGGCUGAGCGUAGUUGGGAAUGGUCAGCACUGCCACAACGUGAUAAGGAAUUAUUGGCACCGAGACCACAACAUGACGGCGAAUUUUGGAUGUCUGUGACCGAUUUUUGUGCGCGUUUCACGUCUGUAUGGUUAGCACACGUUGGUCCUGAUGAUUGGGCUUUGGAAGCAGCCUUGCAUGCUCGCGCUCCUUGGAGGGCUGCGCUUGCACUGCGCCAGUGGCGGGCGGGAUUCAAUGCGGGCGGUGGCCCUAAAUACAUUGAAACUACUGCAACGAACCCGCAAUUUCGAGUGCGUGUGCCAGCUGGAGCUCCUUGUGGAAAAGCCCAUGUAGUAGUGGCUGUAGCACAACGCUAUGAAUGCUCAAAUCUGGGAUCCCAAGGUUCUAGAUCAUUGCAGAAUAUUGGCUUUGCAUUGUACGAAGCUCCGCCGGCAAUUACAAGACUCACUCCACAAUAUAUUUGUGAACAGGCUCCAUUAGAUUAUGCUCCUGCUCAACCGUUGCGUGAGGUCGCGUCAUUCUUCGCACUGCCACCGGGAGACUUCGUAGUUUUGCCCCAUUGUGGAGCACCACAUCGCGAAGCUUCUUUUUUGUUACGAAUAUUUGCUGAUCAACACGCUGAUGUUUGGGAAGUCAAUGAGGAUAAUUUAGUCAUACACAAUGUGGCAGCUGAAUUUAGCGAUGAACGGCUUCAAGACGCUCGCCUUUUAGCUCGUUUACGAAUGCGGUAUCCACCUGAAGUAACAGCUCUACAGUUGCGCGACAUCCUGCGAUCAGGCGGAUGCUGCGCCAGUUUCGUUGUAGGCGGCUCUCAAGUGUGGCCCCGUGCUGCACUCGGAGUAGGUGUUGGUCCGGGGCCUUCUAUAGAGCUCUGCCGCGGACUUCUCGCUCUACGCGACCCGGCACUAGCCGGACUGCUACCACUUCAGGAUGUGCCGACCUUAGUAGCACUUCUUAGGUUUUGGAAGGCGGCAUUUAGGCGCUACGCCUCGUCUUCAUACGCGACUUCGUUUUGGAAGCAGUCGCGCGCAUGCAGCUACGAUCUCCGGGCGCUUCUGUGGGCGGGAGGCGCAACGGCUAGUAACAAAGUACUAGAGGCACUGUCCUGCAGGUUCUCUAGGAAUAAUACGAUUACAUUAGAAGGAUACUUAAUGGCCAUGACUAGGUUACACUUAGCACACGAACGAUAUCAUAGUUUAGACGCUAAAGCAAAAGCAAAUCCUUUAUCAUUAGAAGAGAUGAUACUUAUGACAAUAUAUUCCUGACAAGUGCAAAUGGAAAUUUAUCUAGCUCGUGAUUGACCUAAACUUUUAAAAUUUGUCAAAUUUAGACAUAAGCCAAAGACAAUUAAGUU